GGCGGCGGCGGCGCUGGGCCGGGAGGCGGCCUUCGUGGAGGUGGUGCUCUUCGAGUCCAGCCCCGGCGGCGACUAUACCACCUACACCACGGGGCUGCAGGGCCGCUUCUCCCGGGCCGGGGCCACGCUCAGCGCCGAGGGCGAGAUCGUGCAGAUGCAUCCAUUGGGACUCUGCAACAACAAUGAUGAAGAAGACUUAUAUGAAUACGGCUGGGUUGGAGUUGUGAAGUUGGAGCAGCCUGACCUGGAACCCAAACCCUGCCUCACUGUUCUGGGCAAGGCCAAGCGAGCAGUUCAAAGAGGAGCCACAGCUGUCAUUUUUGAUGUGUCCGAAAACCCAGAUGCCAUUGAUCAGCUAAACCAGGGCUUGGAGGACCCACUGAAAAGACCAGUUGUUUAUGUGAAAGGGGCAGAUGCAGUCAAGCUGAUGAACAUUGUUAACAAACAGAAAGUGGCGCGGGCCAGAAUCCAGCACCGUCCACCACCUCAACCCACCGAAUACUUCGACAUGGGGAUUUUCCUUGCCUUUUUUGUGGUGGUCUCUCUGGUUUGCCUGGUUCUUCUCAUCAAGAUCAAACUGAAGCAGCGUCGCAGCCAGAGCUCCAUGAAUAGGCUGGCUGUGCAGGCGCUGGAAAAGAUGGAGACUCGGAAGUUCACGUCCAAGCUGAAGACGCCCUGCGAAGGCAGCUGCGGUGCCCUGGACACUCUCAGCAGUGGGUCCACCUCGGACUGCGCCAUUUGCCUGGAGAAGUACAUGGAUGGGGAGGAGCUGCGCGUGAUUCCCUGCACCCACCGGUUCCACAGGAAGUGCGUGGAUCCUUGGCUUCUGCAGCAUCACACCUGCCCCCACUGCCGUCACAACAUCAUUGAGCAAAAGAAGGGAAACUCCAGCCUGGUGUGUGAGGAGAUGGCCAACCAGUUACACAGCCGGCAGCAGCAGCAGCAGCAGCAGCGUGUGAUCCUGCCUGUCCACUUCCCUGGCCGAGCACACAGAGGGGGUCACGUCACUGCCUACCCCACGCACACCAGCAUGGACCCCCACGGAAAUCCCAUCACUGUCUUGACGGUCGAUCGGCAUGGAGAGACUCCAGCCUUCUUCCGGAGCUACCCGCCCAUUCUACACCUGGAGCCCCACCCUGGCACAGUCGAGCGCAAGUCCUGCCCAAUGCCUCACCCUUUCCAGAGGCCGAAGUUCAGCGGGGACCCUUUCUCCAAGCCAGAUUGCUUCUCCCAGUACGAGACUAUGUUUCAGCAUUACUAUUUCCAAGGCCUUAGCUACCCUGAGCCACCACAGAGCGGUCAGUUCCCUCUCCAUGUGGCUGCCAAGGGCCCCUCCCGUGCCUUCCAGCCUUUCGGCAGCCACAGGCUCUUCCCCCCUGCGGUCCACAUCGCCCCUUCCGCCCAGCCAGAGAGCGGCAGCGCUUCCGGCUUUGGCUGCUACCAUGGCCACCGUUCAGUCUGCAGCGGCUACCUGGCCGAUGGCCCCGGUAGUGACAGCAGCAGCAGUGGCCGCUCAGCCCGGUGCCACUGCUCCUCCAGUGACUCCAUGGUGGACUGCACAGAGGUCAGCAACCAGGGGAUUUACGGGAGCUGCUCCACCUUCCGCAGCUCACUGAGCAGUGACUACGACCCCUACAUCUAUCGCAGCAAAAGCCCCUGCCGGGGCGGGGAAAAAAGCAGGGUCCUCCGUGGGGAGGUGAUGCUUCUGGAAGGUUCUUCUGCGCUGCACCCGGUGGCAGACAAGAGCCAGUCUGAGCCAGCUGCCGCAGCAGGGGACCAACUGUCUGACUGCAGCCUUGAAAUGAAUUGCAGCAGCAGCAGCAGCAGCAGCAGCAGCAGCAGCAGCAGCAGCCGCUCUUCGCUGGAGCAGAAGGAACUUGCCUGCACCCUGUCUGAGCGAGGAGGCCCCCGAGCACCCCCCGAGACCACUGGAGAGACCAGUCAGACUGGGAGGGAGCUUUGUGAGCGAGCAUGUGGCUGCUGCUUGGAGGUACAUGCUGCCCCACGGGAAUUGCCAAGUAGGGCAGCCGGUGGCAGCAGCAGCACGCUGCUUCAGGGCAUGCCACUUUGGACAGGGGGUGGCUCUUUGCGGGAGCCCAAGACAAGGAGAAGUCAGGGCGUGGUCAGCGUUAGGAUACAGGGGGUCCCUCAUGAAAGGUUGCCCUGUUGCUUCUACGAAGAGCAGCGGGUGGCCAGCAGUGGCCCCAUCUGGCCAGACCGUUACACGGAAGACUGUGCAGUGAAUGUUCGGUAUGUGUGUGCGGAGGACCCCUUGCCAGCCUGCUAUCCGGGCCUGCAUGAGGCGGGCCAGUGCGUUGCCAUCAUUCCCGAAGUCCGGGACUCAGAGCUGGCCCUGCCGGUAGAUUGCCACAGUGGCAGCAGCCCUUGGGAGGGGCCGUGUGGAACGGCAGCCCCCAGCAAGGCCCAGGGAGCGCCCGCGAAGGCAUUUUGCGAGCAAGGAGAGAUAUGGCAAGAAGGGUCACACCCGCCCAUGGCGGGCUUCCCGCUGGAGGAGUCCUGCGGGUUCUUUUCCAGCCCUCCGCAAGGUUGUUUGGAGGCCAUGGCCGCUGGAGAAGGCCCUCAAACUUUGGACCCCUACGACCAAGCAACGAUUGCCAAGGAGGAGGUGAAAGAAGAGGAGCCCCAGCCCUUUCAGAAGAUCGGUCCAAGUACGAUUGACCGAGUUUGCAACUUAAGUCAUUCACUAGCUUUCAGCGUUUCAGAGCUGAGGUUUCAGGCCCAAGCCAGGGAUGGAGCGUUUCUGGCAAAGGCAGGAAGCUCUCACUAGUCCAACAGAAAGAGCACAUUCUUUGCCCGUGCGGGACCCGGACUCCAUUCCUCUGGGCACGGCUGGUGACACGUCGGAAAAUCUUCCUCGGAUGUAUCUUUCACCGGGGUUUGUUUAAGGAGCACCGAUAGCAACCGCUAGGUUUUCCAAGGCGUAGCAGGCAGAAUAACUCCCAGGAUGCCCGAAAGCCGCUCGGUAUCAGGUCUGCUCGUCGGUCCAUCUGUCCCACGACUAUCGGCACGGACCGGCUGCAGGGCUCUGAACAUCCGUUCAAGCAGAGGGGUUUUUCCCAGCCCUUCCCUGGAAACGCAGGGGUGAACCCGGACCUUUUGCACGCAAAGCAACAGCUCGAACUCGGACUGCGGCCAUCCGUCAGGAGACAAGCAACCUGCUUGCAAAUAGCACUCCUAAGUAAACCAAAAAAUUAAUCUUCCACGUUUGACAUAGAGAAGAAACAAACACGGUUGAGUCGGGGAAUUAUAAAAUUAUUCUCGCUUAACGUUACAUACUUUUAUAAGCAUCUGGUUAAAACAAUCCAAUUUGGCCAAAGUAUUUAGAUGUAAAUACUUUAUUGCAAAGAGAAGGAAUUAAGCGCACGUUAUUUAUAAUUUAUAAUUUAUAAUUAUAUUCAGACCUAGGAAAAACAUUCCACUUGCAUUUCUCAUGACUUAAUUUUAGAAUUCACAAAGAGCUCUUCAUUAAAGGGGAAGAUAUCGUCUAAGUAUUGUCCUCUGGGAUAAAAAAAAGUACGUUACCAUGUUUUCUUCGGGAAUAGGGUGAAAUUGAGGGUGGGGAGCGAUAUUAAAACUAGAAAUCGAUCACGAUCUGAGAUGAUACCCCUCGUAAGCGCUGAUGAGAGCGCGACUUGGCCUUUGCUGUCUGCGACGGUUUAUACAGCCCACUCCCAAACGCUACUUCUGCAAAAGGAAGUCUAGCCUCUGUAGCAGCCGUGUCUUUUCAGCCUCUCUCCAGGAAAGAGAGCUGGGGCAAAACAGAGGAAACAGUUAACACGAAGGUGGGCGCCCAGGGCCCCCUCGGUCAAGAAAACUUGGAACUCAUCUCACGAGGUCACGUGGGAAACGUCUAGCCUGCUACGCUCUGAAUUGAGAUCCACGUUUGGGUCAAGGGUUUUUGGGAAAACCUUUUCUCCUUCCGAAAAUUGUUUUCUUACUUUGUAGAAACAGGCAACUAUACCUGUGAAUUCUGUGGCAAGCAGUACAAGUACUCCACGCCAUCCCAGGAACACGUGGCCCUUCACGCACCAAUCCGUGCGUAUCCAGCUGUGACACAGCAACCGGGGAGACCCCGGGAUCCAGGAUCUUUCAAGGCAGAGGCCAAUCGCACCUCUAAAGCGAUCACGAGGGACAGACCAGUACCGGCAUAUCUCCCUGAUAGCUGUCCUUUGGGGAUAUACUUUGAGAGAAGGAGUUGUUCCUAUUUCAGUGCAAAUAGUCAGGCCAGAUUGCCUAUAAUUGUUAAUACUAUAUUAAACCGUAAAUAAAAUUAUACCUGUAUUUUGCAGUUUA
Molecule: messenger RNA, 4314 nt
Organism: Pantherophis guttatus
Lineage: Eukaryota; Metazoa; Chordata; Lepidosauria; Squamata; Colubridae
Gene: ZNRF3
Product: zinc and ring finger 3
Source: RefSeq, a predicted model, not a curated record